ACCUUUCCUUUCAUUUCAAAAUAUCAGCACCGACGCAAACAAACAAGAUGAAGGAAAUCUUUCCUCCACUAUCAAACCCUACCAAUGGCGUCCCAUCAUCCAAGAACAAGAACAAGAAAAGGCUCUUCAUGGGUCUUUUUGCGUCAAUCCUUCUAGUUACAGCCAUUGUUGGCAUCGUUGCUGGUGUAGCCUCAAACAGAAAGAGCUCCGCCAUUAAUGACCAUCAAGAAGCUCAUGCCAUUCUGAAAUCAUCCUGCAGCUCUACAUUGUACCCUGACCUUUGUUUCUCAGCAAUCUCUACUCUCCCUGAUGCUUCCAGCAAGAUAAAGAGCACCAAGGAUGUAAUAGAUUUGUCACUGAAUUUGAGCAGGACUUCUGUCGAACAAACUUUUCGCAAGAUCAAGCAACUCAGUUUCAGGCGGAGUAGCUUCACCAAACGUGAAACAACUGCUAUCGGAGAUUGUCUAGAAGUUUUGAAUGGAACUUUAGAUAAGAUUAAGAAGGCUGUGCAGGAUCUCAAAAGCUAUCCAUCUUUGAAAAAAUCCAUAGCUGAACACGCUGAUGACCUCAAGAUCCUGCUCAGUGCUGCAAUGACUGACCAAGAAACUUGCCUUGACGGUUUCUCUCAUGACAAAGCAGAUGAAAAGGUUCGUAAACCAUUUUUGAGUGAUGAAAGGCACGUGCAUCGCUUGUGUAGCAAUACCUUGGCCUUGAUCAAGAACAUGACCGACACAGAUAUGGCUGCAGAGAAGCAUUUAUCAUCAUCAUCGUCAUCAUCAGGAAGGAAGCUGGAAGAGGAGAAUGGCAUAGAAUGGCCACAGUGGAUGUCGGCCGGGGACCGUAGGCUGCUGCAGGCCGGAGGUGUGACUCCCAAUGUUGUUGUUGCAGCUGAUGGGAGUGGAAACUACCGGACCGUCGGGGAGGCAGUCGCAGCUGCACCAGGGGGCAGUAGUUCUCGGUACAUCAUAAGGAUUAAAGCAGGGGUUUACAGAGAAAACGUGGAGGUUCCAAGUGGAAAGACCAACAUCAUGUUUGUGGGUGAUGGGAGGACGACCACCAUUAUCACCGGUAAUAGGAACGUGGUUGACGGCAGCACCACAUUCAGGUCUGCAACUGUUGCUGCUGUUGGGGAUGGAUUCCUAGCCAGAGAUAUAACAUUUCAAAACUCCGCUGGACCAUCAAAGCAUCAAGCUGUAGCCUUACGUGUAGGAUCAGACAAAUCAGCAUUUUACAGAUGCGACAUGAUUGCUUACCAAGACACCCUCUACGUACACUCACUCCGCCAAUUCUACGUCAGCUGCAUAAUCAUCGGCUCAGUAGAUUUCAUCUUCGGAAACGCAGCAGCAGUCUUCCAAAACUGCGACAUACACGCCAGGCGUCCAAAUUCAGGCCAAAAAAACAUGGUCACAGCGCAAGGCAGAGAGGAUCCUAAUCAGAACACAGGCAUAGUGAUUCAGAAGUGCAGGAUUGGUGCAACUCAGGAUUUAGAAGCUGUAAUAGCCAGCUUCCCAACUUAUUUAGGCAGGCCUUGGAAGCUGUACUCGAGGACUGUGAUCAUGCAGAGUGAAAUCAGUGAUAUUAUUAACCCAGCAGGAUGGUUUGAGUGGGAUGGUGAUUUUGCUCUUGACACAUUGUUUUAUAGAGAGUAUCAGAAUACUGGAGCAGGUGCUAAUACUGCAAAUAGAGUGAAGUGGAAGGGAUUCAAGGUGAUGACUAGUUCAUCAGAAGCACAGCCAUUUACUGCAGCAAAUUUCAUUAGUGGAAAUGAUUGGUUGCCUUCUACUGGGUUUCCUUACUCACUUGGUUUAUAAAUUUGUAGUUGAAUAUUCUAGCUUCUAUUUAAUAUUACACAAAAGCAUUGUAACUUGUGAAGCUAUGUGUAAUGAAUAAGAUUUCGAAACCAAGUAUAUAUUUUUUAUAAAACUAAAAAUCAAUUAUUAA
Molecule: messenger RNA, 1941 nt
Organism: Manihot esculenta (cassava)
Lineage: Eukaryota; Viridiplantae; Streptophyta; Magnoliopsida; Malpighiales; Euphorbiaceae
Product: pectinesterase
Exons: 3
Coding region: 48-1811 (587 amino acids)
Biological process (GO): cell wall modification
Molecular function (GO): pectinesterase activity; pectinesterase inhibitor activity
Source: RefSeq, a predicted model, not a curated record